Messenger RNA from Paramecium tetraurelia, 465 nucleotides. RefSeq lists its product as uncharacterized. Gene Ontology annotation, molecular function: nucleic acid binding. Lineage: Eukaryota; Ciliophora; Oligohymenophorea; Peniculida; Parameciidae. The transcript is spliced from 3 exons. The record is from RefSeq and is a predicted model, not a curated record.
AUGGAAUACCCUGUCAAUAUUCAAAAGCGCAUCAACAUAUCAGAUUAAGAAUACAAUGAUGAUUAUUAAUUAUUGAAAUAAAAUCCUCCAGGAGUGAGCUUGAAACUGAAUAUCGGAACACCAAAAAUUGAAACACCAUCGAAGUUGCCCUAUGUCGCAUUCUUAUUAUAUUAAUAUAUAAGGCAAAAAGGAAGAAUGAAAUUCUAUGAUGAUGCCAAGAAAUAUGGAUUCUUAGUUCUUGAUGAAGAUGGAACAGAUGUAUUCGUUCAUUAUGAUGAUCUUUAAGCCGCAGGAAUUAAUAUUGAAAAAAUGAAGCUAUAUAAGAUUGUGCACUAGAAUAAUCCUCAAUAUGUGAAAUUUACAAAAAAUGGAGGUCCUUAUUUUGAAUUCACACUUAUGAACUAUAUGGGGAAAUAUAAUAAGAGUAGAAAAGCCAUAGAUCUUUAAUUAUUGAAUUAAAUUUGA